CAAUUCUGCCACCAUGAUGGAAGGAUUGAAAAAACGUACAAGAAAGGCCUUUGGAAUACGGAAGAAAGAAAAGGACACUGAUUCUACAGGUUCACCCGAUAGAGAUGGAAUUAAGAAAAGCAAUGGGGCGCCAAAUGGAUUUUAUGCAGAAAUUGAUUGGGAAAGAUACAACUCACCCGAGCUGGAUGAAGAAGGCUACAGCAUCAGACCCGAGGAACCUGGCUCUACCAAAGGAAAGCACUUUUAUUCUUCAAGUGAAUCAGAAGAGGAAGAAGAAUCACACAAGAAAUUUAAUAUUAAGAUUAAGCCAUUGCAAUCUAAAGACAUUCUUAAGAACGCUGCAACCGUAGAUGAACUGAAGGCAUCGAUAGGCAACAUUGCACUUUCCCCAUCACCAGUGAGGAAAAGUCCGAGGCGCAGCCCGGGUGCAAUUAAAAGGAACUUAUCCAGUGAAGAAGUGGCCAGACCCAGGCGUUCCACACCGACACCAGAACUCAUAAGCAAAAAACCUCCAGAUGACACUAUGGCCUUAGCUCCCCUCUUUGGCCCACCAUUAGAAUCAGCUUUUGAUGAACAGAAGACAGAAGUUCUUUUAGAUCAGCCUGAGAUAUGGGGUUCAGGCCAACCAGUUAUUCCAAGCAUGGAGUCGCCAAAGUUAACAAGGCCUUUUCCCACUGGAACACCUCCUCCACUGCCUCCAAAAAAUGUACCAGCCACCCCACCCCGAACUGGCUCCCCGCUCACAGUUGGACCAGGAAAUGACCAGUCAGCCACAGAGGUCAAAAUUGAAAAACUACCAUCAAUCAAUGACCUGGACAGCAUUUUUGGCCCAGUGUUGUCCCCCAAGUCUGUUGCUGUUAAUGCUGAAGAAAAGUGGGUCCAUUUUUCUGAUACAUCCCCGGAACAUGUUACUCCAGAGUUGACUUCAAGGGAAAAGGUGGUAUCCCCACCAGCUGCAUCAGAUAACCCAGAUGACUCCCCAGUUCUGGGCUCCCCAAGUCCUCCAGGCCCCCCAGGCCCUCCUGGGCCCCCUGCUCCUCUGCGAAAUGUACCAUCGCCGCUCAAUUUAGAAGAAGUCCAGAAGAAAGUCGCUGAGCAGAGCUUCAUUAAAGAUGAUUACUUAGAAACAAUCUCAUCUCCUAAAGAUUUUGGGUUGGGACAGAGAGCAACUCCGCCUCCCCCACCACCACCCACCUACAGAACUGUGGUUUCAUCCCCCGGACCUGGCUCGGGCAGUGGUACGGGGACCACCAGUGGUGCAUCGUCCCCUGCUCGGCCAGCCACUCCUUUGGUUCCUUGCAGCAGCACCACCCCCCCUCCACCUCCUCCCCGGCCUCCAUCUCGGCCAAAGCUACCUCCAGGAAAACCUGGAGUUGGAGAUGUGCCCAGACCUUUUAGUCCUCCCAUCCAUUCCUCCAGUCCUCCUCCAAUAGCACCCCUAGCACGGGCUGAAAGCACUUCUUCAAUAUCGUCCACCAAUUCCCUGAGUGCAGCCACCACUCCCACAGUUGUGUCAGAAGAUGAUGUUUUUUAUGACAAACUGCCCUCAUUUGAAAGGCGCUGUGAAACCCCUGCAGAGAAUGAACAGCCUUCCCUCGUUUGGUUUGACAGAGGAAAGUUUUAUUUGACUUUUGAAGGUUCCUCCAGGGGACCCAGCCCCCUAACCAUGGGGGCCCAGGACACCCUCCCUGUUGCAGCAGCAUUUACAGAAACGGUCAACGCCUACUUCAAAGGAGCCGAUCCCAGCAAAUGUAUCGUGAAGAUUACUGGAGAAAUGGUGUUGUCCUUCCCUGCCGGCAUCACCAGACACUUUGCCAACAACCCAUCGCCAGCUGCCCUGACUUUCCGGGUGAUAAAUUUCAGCAGGUUAGAACACGUCCUGCCAAAUCCCCAACUUCUCUGCUGCGAUAAUACCCAAAGUGAUGCCAAUAGCAAGGAAUUCUGGGUAAACAUGCCAAAUUUGAUGACUCACCUAAAGAAAGUGUCUGAACAAAAACCCCAGGCUACAUAUUAUAAUGUGGACAUGCUUAAAUAUCAGGUGUCCGCCCAGGGCAUUCAGUCCACACCUCUGAACCUGGCAGUGAACUGGCGGUGUGAGCCCACCAGCACCGACCUGCGCAUAGAUUACAAAUACAAUACGGAUGCAAUGACAACCGCAGUGGCCCUCAACAAUGUGCAGUUCCUGGUCCCCAUCGACGGAGGAGUAACCAAGCUCCAGGCCGUGCUCCCCCCGGCAGUCUGGAAUGCUGAACAACAAAGAAUAUUGUGGAAAAUUCCCGAUAUUUCUCAGAAGUCAGAAAAUGGAGGUGUGGGCUCUUUAUUGGCAAGAUUUCAGUUAUCUGAAGGCCCAAGCAAACCGUCCCCAUUGGUUGUGCAGUUUACAAGUGAAGGAAGCACCCUUUCUGGCUGUGACAUUGAACUUGUUGGAGCAGGCUAUCGAUUCUCACUCAUCAAAAAAAGGUUUGCUGCAGGAAAAUACUUGGCAGACAACUAAUAAAAUCUUGUGCAAGGAUUUGGAAGAUUCCUAUAAUGGAGAACUGUUGUAUGAGAAACAGGUUUCAGUUUUGAUUUGAUGAAAACAAAUCAAAAUCUGCACUUGGGAUAAAUCUGCUGGAAAUGCCCACGACUUUUCAGCAGUGAUUUCCCUCACACAAUACCAUGAUGACCAGUCCUACAGUAUUUACUUCUAGGUGUAAUAUUGUUAUGGUUUUAAAAUGUAAUUAUUGUAUUUGUAAAUUGUACUCAUUCUAGUAAAGCAGUUAGACACUUGAGUUUUAGCAUUUUACCACUCCUGAAAUGGAUGUAAUUUAAACUGUGGUAUGUAAAUUUAAUAGUAGUACUGUUGGAUGGCACAGUGCUUACAGAGGUAGGUUGAAUUUUGUCAAUAUAUAAAAUUUAAAUAUAAUAUUGAUAGCUAUCACAAAGGGGGUGCCACAUACAAAGGAAAUUAAGUGGAACCAGAAGAAAACUUUUUUUUCAGUUCUUAGUAUGUUUUAUUCUAGUGCUAAAUAAAAAAUUCUAUCUUCAAAUGUUUAGUGGGUUAAAUUCAGAAACUAUUUCAGAAAAAAAAAUUCUAAGGUUACAGCAUAUUCAAAGAAAAGCAUUAAUUAACACUUUUUAAAAAAGCUUUUUUUUCAAACUGCAAAUUUCAUAAAAAUGCAAACUGUGUAAACAGGGCCUCUUAUUUUUAUAACUUGUGUAAAAAGGGAAAGCAAUUCAUAUUUAAAGUUUAAGUAUAUGAAAUUAUAAUCAAGAGUAAAGAAGAUAUUGACAUCUUAACUACUUCCCCUCUGUCUACAGCUUAGCAAAUGUAGAGAUUGUUGAAUAAUCCAGUCAGACUAAAACCAAAGUUGUGAUUUUAAAACUUCAAGACUUUCCAUAGUUGAGCUGGUUCGCAACUUUUGCACAGUUACUCUAAACAGAGAGUUUCUCCCACCAAGCAUGGAGAACGGUUCCACGUAUCUUCCUCUUUAUCCAUAGGAAUCAAAAUGUUGAGACCAAAAAUCUCAUUAAAAAAAUGUUUGACCCCUAUUUAAAUCCAGAAGGAGAAUUUUAAUCACAAUCGUUUAUAAUAUUUGGGAAGGAAAAAAAUAAGCUUUAUCAAAGAAGUUCUCUCCACAUAAUUGUGUAAUAAAGUCCUUUUAGAUAAAAUUCAUUGUAUGAAACUAUAAAUCUUUGUCAUUCUGGGGGGAAUCAAAAAGAGUUAUAAAAAAUGUGUUAUUAUUUUAUUGUUGCAAGGUAUAAUAAAAACU
Eptesicus fuscus (big brown bat) is the source of this 3752-nucleotide messenger RNA. It is a transcript of the gene SGIP1, whose product is annotated as SH3GL interacting endocytic adaptor 1. The transcript is spliced from 25 exons. Bases 14 to 2494 code for a protein of 826 amino acids. NCBI's taxonomy places the organism in Eukaryota, Metazoa, Chordata, Mammalia, Chiroptera, Vespertilionidae. The record is from RefSeq and is a predicted model, not a curated record. Gene Ontology annotation, biological process: clathrin coat assembly; clathrin-dependent endocytosis; synaptic vesicle endocytosis. Gene Ontology annotation, cellular component: plasma membrane; cytoplasm; clathrin-coated pit.